Molecule: messenger RNA, 1350 nt
Organism: Diaporthe batatas
Lineage: Eukaryota; Fungi; Ascomycota; Sordariomycetes; Diaporthales; Diaporthaceae
Exons: 1
Coding region: 1-1350 (449 amino acids)
Source: RefSeq, a predicted model, not a curated record
AUGCCGCGCACAGCAACCUCUGAGGACCUGAAGGACGACGCCUUUGAGAUGAGGGAGGAGGUUCCCAGGACUCGGAUCGGGCGCGUCUUCUCCAGGAUCAUCUCCAGGCGCCGGAAACCUCGAGGCCAGGAUUUCUACGAGCUCUCCAGGGACAGCUCCCACCCGGGGACGGGCUCCGUCAGUCAGCAGUAUGCCUCCCACGCGUCGCACGCCGAAUUGGACCGUAACGGGCUCACCUCGGCCGGGGGCGCGAGGAAUUGGCGCAACCAGAGCACCGACGGGUUGACCGCCUACCAGAGAGCCAUCCAGAAGUUGGACAGGGAGGCCAUGGGACCGGCGCCACCUCAUGCACCGCCAGCAAGGAACUCGUUGCAUGGCAUCACCCCCGAGGACAGUGGCCACCCGCCACAGGGUCCGUCACCACCCGCAUCUGCCCCCUACAACCAGCUCCAGUACAGCUCGCUGCCGUCGAUGCCCUCACCAGCAACUACUCGCCUUUCGACCAGGCCCGACCGCCGCUUCGAUGUCCCCUCUCCCAUUACAAUUGCACCCCAACAACUGGCGUCGGCGCCGCUUGUGAACAACUCUUCCAACCCCGACUCAACCUUCAUAUCCUACUCGCCCUAUCAGUAUCACACACCUCACACCGUCUCGCCCCUGCCGACCGGUGACGUGGGCCCGGUUUCCAGGCACGGGCCCCCAUCCUCACCCUCAUCCGAAUCCGUUCAGUCGAGCCGAGCCUCGCGGUCUCCGGCGUCACUGUCGUCACUCAGCAGGAACAACUCGGCUGCCAAGCCGAUCGAGUCUCGUUCUUUGCCCCCGCCAACCCCGACAUACCACCAGAGCCAGAGGGCACCGAUCGACACCGAGAACAUAGUGUGCCUCGGUCCCAUGCCCGACAACAUGCAGUUCCCGUCGUCCUCAAAUAAUCACUUCAGGUCUCAGACGCAGCAGAAUCCCCGCUCACCGCCCAUGCUGGUCAUACCAAACGGACAGCAGCGCAGCCCCCCCGCCUCGCCAAGCAGCCCCCCGAGCCCCGUUACCCAGGACCUGUUCCUGCACGACCAGAGCCCGCUGGCGCCUUACCAGAGCCCCGUCAAGUCCGUCUUCACGCGCGAGCUUUCCCUGCACUCGGACCGCCCGGGGACCGAAAGCUCCUUCCGCGAGGCCGAUCGCCGCGGGUCGACCGACAGCCUGGGCAGCAACUUCACCGUCGAGGAGGAGGCGCGCAUCCAGGCCCAGAUCGUCAAGAACCUGUCCAUGCUCGGCCAGGAGCGGGUGGGUGGGGAGGGCGACAUUGUGCACGUCCCUCAGCCCUCGCCCAGGAGGUACAGCUGGGAAGAUGUGUGA